Messenger RNA from Cydia strobilella, 4591 nucleotides. RefSeq lists its product as uncharacterized. NCBI's taxonomy places the organism in Eukaryota, Metazoa, Arthropoda, Insecta, Lepidoptera, Tortricidae. Gene Ontology annotation, biological process: DNA integration; proteolysis. Bases 20 to 4591 code for a protein of 1523 amino acids. The transcript has 3 exons. The record is from RefSeq and is a predicted model, not a curated record. Gene Ontology annotation, molecular function: aspartic-type endopeptidase activity; zinc ion binding; nucleic acid binding.
UACCCACAUUUAAAAAAAGAUGAGUGCUGUUUUCGGGGUCCUGCCGACUUUUGACCAUAAUGUGCAAGUUUGGAAAAAUUUUAAAAGUCGCGUGUGUCAGUGGUUCAUCGCUAAUAAUAUUACAAAUGCUACAGAUGCACAGGGACAGAAACGACGAGCGAUUUUGUUAAGCGCACUCAAUGACAGCUCAUACGAGCUGGCAACGCAUUUGGCGUUGCCCAAAGAUGUCCAAGAAGUGCCGUACGAAGACAUUUUACAAUUACUGGACGAUCAUUUCACUCCCAAGUUAACCGGGUUCGGCGAGCGGCACAACUUUUACUCUGCGGCGCAGCAACAACACGAGUCAUACCCGCAGUGGGCCGCUAGACUGCGAGGACUGUCAGUGCACUGUGCGUUUAAUAACAUAGAAGAAGCGUUACGUGACCGUUUCGUUAUGGGGAUGCUGCCGGGCAGGGAAAAAGAAAAAUUGUACGCUCAAGAUGUAUCCGCGUUAACUCUAGCAAAGGCGGUAGAACUUGCGGAAAACAUACGUCGCGCGCGGGCAGGCGCGGCCGCGGCCGGCGCCGGCGCCGGCGCCGCUGCCGUUACUCCGGGAUCGUCGGACUCCUCGGCCUCCGAGUUAUUUAAGAUCGCGCGUGGUGGUAAAAACGAGGGAAGUGCAAAGGUGAAGUGUUCGGUGUGCGGCUACACCAACCAUAGUGCGUCACAGUGUCGUUUCGCUAAGUUUACAUGUAAAAAGUGUAAUAAAAAAGGGCAUCUCCGUAAGAUGUGCACUAGCGUAAAUUACGUUAAUGUAUCGGCGGAUUGUCAGGGCGAUAACGACGACGACGGUAAGUUGUAUUACAUUCGAUCUUUCAGGGGUGAGCCUAUGGUUGAAACGGUAAAAAUCAAUGGUCGAAAGUUAAAAUUUGAAAUCGACACUGGUUCCGCGGUGACUGUUGUUUCUUACAUUACGUACAAAAUGCAUUUUAAAGAUGUACCAUUGUUACCUACAAAAAAAAGAUUAGUCACUUAUUCAGGCGAACAUCUACAGUGUAAAGGUAAUGCACGGUCGAUGGUAGAAUAUGCGGGUAGCACUCACGCAUUGAACGUGUAUGUUGUUAACGACGACGGGCCGCCGUUGCUAGGCAGAGAUUUUAUUGCUUUAUUUAAAUUGCAACUUACACCUGUGCAAUCUGUGCAUUAUUGUAAUGAUAAAUUACAUAUAGGUAGCACUGACUUAGAGAAACAGUAUCCCAAAUUAUUUUCAGGUAACUUAGGGUUAUUCAAUAAGUAUAAGGUCAACUUAAGGCUUAAAGAGGACGCAAAACCUGUUUUUUUUAGGGCGCGGCCGGUAGCGUUCGCAUUACGCGAUACAGUUAGCAAAGAAAUUGAUAGGCUUGUCAGUUUAGGGGUUCUGAAGCCAGUUGAUCAUUCCGAGUAUGCCUCACCUGUAGUGCCAGUUUUAAAGAAAAAUGGUUCAGUACGUUUAUGUGCAGAUUAUUCCGUCAGCAUAAAUAAACAAUUGCUUAUCGAUCAAUAUCCGCUGCCUACAAUAAAUGAAUUGUUUUCAAAGUUACACGGGGGGAAAACAUUCACAAAGUUAGAUCUGUCUAUGGCAUACAACCAGUUCGAGCUAGACGAAGACUCACAAAAGUUGACCUGCAUAAACACGCACCGGGGAUUAUUUCGCUUUACACGUCUCGUUUUUGGGCUGGCUUCUGCGCCAGCGAUAUUUCAGCGAGCAAUGGAAUGCGUGCUCGCAGGCCUCGACGGCGUGUUGUGCCUGCUCGACGACGUGCUUAUCACGGGCGCCGACGUCGCCCAGCACCAGGCCAGGUUAAAGGUAGUGUUGCAAAGAUUACAGGAUGCGGGACUGGUAUUGCAGCGGGAUAAGUGCGAGUUUUUUAAGGACGAGAUUAGCUACUUAGGCUAUAUAAUAAAUAAACAAGGCUUAAAAAAAUCCCCAGAGAAAAUUAAAGCCAUAGUCGAAGCACCGGUGCCAACAAAUAUUAGUCAGUUACAAUCAUUUUUAGGGCUAAGUAACUACUACCGAAAUUUUGUUCCGGGCGCCUCGACCAUACUCAGUCCAUUAUAUGACCUACUUAAAAAGAAUACAAAGUGGGAGUGGUCAGAGUUGCAUAACGACGCUUUUAACAAAAUUAAAAGUCAUCUGGUGUCGGAUCAGGUUCUUACACACUUUAACCCUAAAACAAAGCUGUUUUUGACCUGUGAUGCAUCGCCUAGUGGCCUAGGGGCUAUUUUAUCACAGCUGGAUUCUGACGGGGUCGAGCGGCCGGUCGCAUUUGCCUCGCGCACUCUAAACCCCGCGGAGAAAAGGUAUGCGCAAAUACAGCGGGAAGCAACCGCAAUAAUUUAUGCAGUGCGUCGCUUCCAUCAGUAUUUGUACGGUAGGGCAGAGCCGUUUGUUUUAAGGACGGACCACAAGCCUUUAACUUCAAUAUUUGGGCCCUACAAAGGCAUCCCCGAGGUCUCCGCUAAUCGUUUACAACGGUAUGCACUAUUUCUCAGCGGUUAUAAUUACACAAUAGAAUAUGUGCGUAGUGCGGACAAUAGUGCAGAUUUUUUGUCUCGGGCAAGCCUGCCGGGGGAGAGUGGGCGCGGCGCGGAGCCAGCACUCGCCGAUAGUGAUAAGGCCGCAUAUGUUUGUUUUGUUGCAGACGGCGGGACUAAACCGUUAACUCUAAAUGAAUUACAGGUAGGUACCAAGACAGAUGCGAUAUUAAAUAUCGUGAGUAGGUAUAUCCUCAAUGGUUGGCCAAAUAAAAUCACCGAUGUGCGUCUCAAGCCGUACCAUUUAUGUAGAACUCAGUUAGCUGUAGAAAAUGGUAUUAUUAUGCGGGGUCAUAAAGCGGUAGUUCCACAGUCGCUACGCGAUAAAGUUCUGGCAGAACUACAUACGUCACAUCUGGGAAUAGUUAAAACCAAAGCAGAGGCUCGUGCUCGAUUCUGGUUUCCUGGGAUUGACAGGGCUUUGGAGUUGUUUUUGGGUUCGUGUGAGGUGUGCCAGCAGUUGCGGCCGUCCCCGCCCCGCGCGCCACCUGUACCGUGGCCUCAGACUGCGCGUUGUUUUGAAAGGUUACACAUUGAUUUCCUCGGCCCGCUAUAUGGACAUACGUAUUUAGUAAUCGUAGAUACUUAUAGUAAAUGGCUCGAGGUAUAUCCCAUGGUUAGCACGACAUCCACGGCCGUAGUAGACAAGUUAUGCGACUUUAUUUCCAGAUUCGGGUUACCAAAAACAAUAGUAAGUGACAAUGGUACUGCUUUUUGCUCGCAGGAAUUUACUAGAUUUUGUGACCUUAACGACAUAAAACAUGUUACGUCACCGGCCUACCACCCCCCCAGUAACGGCCAGGCCGAGAUUUUUGUUAAGAUCACAAAAAAGGGUAUUAAGUCGAGCAUGUUAAUGGGUAAAAAUGAUAGACAGAGGCGGUUACUCUUAUUAAGAUAUUUAAUGGAUUAUCGCAAUUCAAUACAUUCAACCACAGGCUGCGCCCCGUCACAGUUAGUAUUCGGUCACAAAAUAAGAUGUAGGCUUGAUGUGUCGAAUCCAUUGUCGGAGUUAUCGCCCUUAUCAUCUGCCGAGUCCGUAGUUAAUAAACCUGGAAAAAUUCAACAGUGUUCACCAUGUAAAGAAAACGUGUCACGUAAUUUUAAAAAAAGCGAGUUAAUACUUUACAAAAAGUAUGUAAACAAGUCUCAAUUUAACUGGUGCAAAGGGAUAAUCGAAAAAAGGAUUGGUAAAGUUUUGUAUUUAAUCAAAGACUUUUAUACAGACAGUAUUGUAAAAAAACACAUAAAUCAAAUAGCAAAAUACAAUGGUACCAUAAGGAUUGACAGCUCAGGGGACCUAAGUUUAACAGAUUUGGAUGAGUACUUACCAUCUAUAGACCCUCCACCGCCUCCGCCGCCGUCGCCUCCGCCAUCGCCGCCGCUGCUGCCGCCUCCGCCGCCGUCGCCUCCGCCGAAAGCGUUUGACCAGGUUGACAACGAUAUCCUUUUAGAGAAGCUGUCCGCGAUAGGUUUUGACCCAACACUCCUUGAAUUGUUUGCCAGCUACUUGAAGGAUCGUGUCUUUAAAGUUCUAUACUCUGCUCUGGUGCGAUCCAAACUGGAAGCAAGCUCGUGCGUGUGGAGUCCAUACGAGACAACCUACAUGUUAAUGCUAGAGAAGGUUCAGAAAUGUUUUCUGCGUACUCUCUUCAAGAAACUGUACGGGUACUAUCCUUUCAUGUAUCCGACAGCUUACUUGCAGGGCACGCUAGGAUACAACGCACUAGCAACGCGCAGACUGUUCGACCAGCUGAUAACCGUGCUUCGUAUCCUGCGUGGUCGCCUGGAUUGCCCGGAGUUAGUUGGCGAGGCAUGUCGACUAUUUGUCCCGGACAAGCGUUCGCGGUUUCGUGCUAACCGGGUGCGUCUCUUCGCGGUCCCUCCUGCCCGCACGGUCUCUCGGCGCAACUCGCCCGUUUGCCGAGCGAUGAACACGCUCAAUAAGCUCGGUGCUGUGCAACACUCCUGCGAUCUGUUUGCGGACGGCUGGAAGGUUAUUGAGAGGGAUUGUUUAAAAAUAUGCGAGUCACUGACCUAA